AUGGCGACAUCUUCACCCAGCGUCGAGCGCGCUAUCCGAAUCCUGGUCAUCAACCCCAAUACUUCCACCCAUAUGACCGAUGGCCUCAAACCAAUACUGGAGCGACUCAACUAUUCCGAUGUACAAUAUGAAUACUUUACAGCGCCAAACAAGCCAGUGACGGUAGACGGACGCACCUACGAGCCCAUCCCCAGUAUCAAUUCAGGAGAGGAAUCCGCCCAAUCGGCACUCAAUUGCUGGUCAGUCUUGGACCGGAUCUCGCAAUAUGAUGCAUUCCUGGUGGCGUGCUAUUCGGCCCACCCACUAGUGGGUGUAUUGCGACAGCAUAUCCGAGAAUUCGAGAAGACCCAUCCGUCCAACCGUAAGAAGUAUGUGACGGGCAUUUUUGAAGCCAGCGUUACUGCUUCGCUAUCGUUGAUCAGUGCAUUCGACUUUGUGAGCUUGGGAGAAUUGGACAAGAAGCAGGUUGAAGAGUCGUUUGGAAUCGUGACCACCGGCAGUGCCUGGAAGGAGGAGCUUAGCAAGGCCGUUACUCAGAUGCUUGGCACCAGCCACGGCUCUUCUCGUUUCGCCGGUGUUGAGACAACUGGAUUGACGGCAGUGCAGCUUCACACAACCCCGCCCGAAGAAGUGAAGCAAAGGAUCAUCGAUGCUACCCAGAAACUGCUUCGGGAGUCACCAGUCCCCGUGGGUGCCAUUUGUAUGGGAUGCGCGGGGAUGGCAGGAAUGGAAGAGGCUGUACGAGAGGGAUGCAUACGUGUUUAUGGGGAUAUUAAGGGACAGACAGUGAGGAUUGUUGAUGGUGUGGUUGCAGGAGCUGGAACACUAGUGACAUCGUGCAAGGCAGGAUUCUGA
Messenger RNA from Penicillium verhagenii, 855 nucleotides. Its product is annotated as aspartate/glutamate racemase family protein. The record is from RefSeq and is a predicted model, not a curated record. NCBI's taxonomy places the organism in Eukaryota, Fungi, Ascomycota, Eurotiomycetes, Eurotiales, Aspergillaceae. The transcript has a single exon. Bases 1 to 855 code for a protein of 284 amino acids.